AGCUCUCCGCCCCGUCGGCGGCCGGGCCCGAGCAGUGAGCGCUGCUAUGUCUGGGAGGAAGCUGCGGCUGGCGGUGUGGAACGCGCGGGCAGCGCUGCUGUACUCCCUGGGCGGAUGGACCAUCCUGGGAGGAAUGCUGCACUACACCAAGAACCGCGGCGACGGCUUCGAGGAUAAAAGUGAACCUCAGACAAAACCAGGACCCAGGCAGGAAAUAUACAGGACAGAAACAGCUUUUGGAUUUACAGUGACAACAAUAGUAACACACAGGGAAGAUGAACCUCCCAUUACUCGACUGCUCAGGCGUGUGAAGUCAUACUUCUUUCCUGAUGACAGCCCUCCUUCCAAAAACUGAGUGGAA
This is a messenger RNA of Melopsittacus undulatus (budgerigar), 361 nucleotides long. RefSeq names its product small integral membrane protein 26 (gene SMIM26). Lineage: Eukaryota; Metazoa; Chordata; Aves; Psittaciformes; Psittaculidae. The transcript has 2 exons. The coding region runs from base 47 to 355 and encodes 102 amino acids. The record is from RefSeq and is a predicted model, not a curated record.